AGGGAGUGAUUGUCUUGUGAGAAACGUGCACCCACAGGUAAUGAAGAUGGUACAGGGCUCAUCUUGCACUGUUUUCGCUGCUGUCAUGUUAACGUAUGACACUAUAUGACAGAAAUUGCCACUCCACUGUUCCAUGUUUCAAGCAGACACAAGGAAGUAGGACUCUCCUUACUGGAGAGACUAUAAAAUGCAUGUUAUGAAUUGUCUCUCUUUGGUAAAUGAUAAAGAAAAUGGAGCUAUUUCAGUUGCCACUGGAUUAAUGAAUGAAGAUACAACAACAGCACCACCGCCGCCAUGUCCGUCCACAGGUGCUGUCCUUCCACCUCCACCACCAGAGUUGCCUCCACCACUACCACCACCACCACCACCACCACCACCUCCUCCUCCUCCACCAGGGCCAUCUCAGUCUCUGCCACUGCAGUUCCUGAAUGGGCAUGGCCGCCAGAGUAAAAAAAAACGAAUACGGAGUUUUUUUUGGAAAACAAUCCCAGAAGAGCAAGUCCGUGGUAAAACCAAUAUCUGGACUAUUGCCGGAAGACAGCACUACCAGAUCGACACAAAGACAAUUGAGGAGCUCUUUGGGCAGCAAGAAGAAACCAAGUCUCUGGAUUCCAGAAAUCGUUCCUCAAGAUCAUCAUUUAAAGAUACUAAAGAAGAGGUUUCUGUGUUGGAUGCCAAAAGAAGUAUGAAUAUUGGAAUAUUUCUCAAACAAUUUAAAAAGUCUGCUCGGUCCAUAAGUGAAGAUAUUUAUCAUGGAAGAAGUGACCCCUAUGGAUCUGAGACACUGCGUGAAUUACUUAAGUUAUUGCCUGAAGCAGAAGAGGUAAAGAAAUUAAAAGGCUUUGAUGGAGAUGUAUCAAAACUGUGUCAAGCUGAUUCCUUUAUGUACUUACUAAUCCAGGUGCCAAACUAUUCUCUUCGGAUUGAAGCCAUGGUACUGAAGAAGGAAUUCGCACCUUCUUGUACUGCUCUACAGAAUGAUAUGACAAUAAUAAAAGUGGCUACAAAAGAGUUAAUGACAUGUGAGGAACUGCAUUCCAUAUUACACUUGGUCCUUCAGGCUGGGAAUAUUAUGAAUGCAGGAGGCUAUGCUGGCAAUGCUGUUGGAUUUAAACUAUCAUCACUGCUCAAGCUGGCAGACACAAAAGCAAACAAACCUGGAAUGAAUUUGCUGCAUUUUGUUGCUUUGGAAGCCCAGAAGAAAGAUGCAGUUCUUCUAAGCUUUUCAGAAAAAAUACAGCAUGUUUAUGAUGCAGCCAGGUUAUCUGUUGAUAAUAUAGAAGUAGAACUUCAUUCAUUAUCUGCCAAGACAAGAUCCGUUAAAGACCAUAUUCGACAGGACCCAGAACUCUUUCACCAGAUGGAGGGUUUUAUCCAGCUUGCUGUAGAAGAACUAAAAGAGCUAGAACACCAGAAACGAGAAUUGCACAAGGUGGGAAAUGCUCUUAUUGACUUUUUCUGUGAAGACAAAGACACUAUGAAAUUGGACGAGUGCUUCCAGAUAUUUAGGGACUUCUGCAUAAAGUUCAACAAGGCUGUUAAGGAAAACAGGGAACGAGAGAUCCAAGAAAUUCAUCAUCGGCAACGAGCAAAAGAGCUGGAAGAAAAGCGCCGAUCCUGGGCUGCAGGAGAGCUUGGAGGCUUUGGGAGAAGCAGUAGUGAAAAUGAUGUUGAGAUGCUGAGUAGGAAAGGACUUGAAGAAUUUCUUCCAUUUUUGCAGCAGAGGCCCCAAAGCCCUUCAUAUAGAAAUACCAGCUCCAGACGCUCCCGACUAUCUCUGGGAAUUACUGCAGACAGAGAGCUUCUGACAUUUUUGGAGAUCUCAAAAGAUGAGGAUCCAAACAAAUUUAACAGCCUUCCUCGAGCAAACACCCGCCAAGGAAGACCUAGCGUAGCUUGGAUUGAGUCCAAAGAAAAUAGAGAUACUAAUUUAAAUGAUUUGCACUUAAAACAAGCACCUGAAGCCAAAAUGAACAGUGGUGAUCAGCUCCAGCUACCCUCAGCUCAGUCCACUCACUUAAAGUACAUGGCGUCAGGCUCUACCAGUACUAAUCUCUACUCACAAAAGAACACUGACAACAACAUACAUAUAUCCAAUGUGCCUUCUGAGGAGUCCACAGACAUAAAUGAUUUGGCCCUUGCCUUUAGGGAAGAUGAAGUUAAAGGAUUUCUUAAGCUUGAUAUUCAAGGAACAAAGUGCAGGGAAGAGAUGGCUUUAAUAAAUUCAGAGGAAGUUGGUGCAGCAGAUGUAGAGACUCUAGAUGACUUGAGCUUACGCUCCCUCAGCACGGCAGAUGAUGAUGAUUCAAUGCCGUCCUGCAGAAGUUCCAAAGAGGCCUCUGGCAGUAAAGCCAAGUCAGCAAGUUGCAAGAGCAAAGUUUCAGAGCCCAGCAGUAGUGGCCCAACCUCUAUGGAUACCAGUGUUUCUGGAAGUAAAGAACACGGGCCAAUGUUCUAUACAUCUGAUACUACUGACUGUUCUCUAACUUUGGACUAUUCAGAAGGAAACAAUUUUAAACUAAGGGGAAGUGAAAUGAGAAGGGAAGAUGACAAAGUGCACUCCUCUGUGAAUGAUGGUCUGGAUGGGAAUAUGACAAUUCCUUCAAACCUGCAUUCUGCUUCUGCAAGGGUGGCCUCUCUUCAUACUUCCUCAAAUGAUAAAGAGGAUUCCAGCAGCAAGCAUGGGCUUCCUAAGGAAAAGCUUGUGAAAAGUAAAGAAACAUUAGGACCAAAGAGAAACUCUCUAAAAGAUAGAUCACCAAGCUCCUCAAAACCAACUGGACCUCACCCUGGCCAUACAGCUACUUCCAGGCCCAUACGAACUUUGAACGCAUCUGAAAAUGAGAGUAUGAGGAAAGUGGUGCCCAUUUCUAGGUCAAGUAAAGCACCAAGCAGCGUAAAAAAACCAGAAGCCAAACCAGCGCCUCGGGAAGCCAGUGCAACUGAAACACGACUGUCACGUCGCAACUCUCUCCGUGGCACGACAGACACCAUGCCAAGAAGUCCAUACCGGCACAGCAUAUCAGUUGAGGAGCCAAGAUUCCAGAGAGGGACUGCAACUACAAGCGGUGCUCAUUUUGAGAGGGACCAAGGUCAGCAGAGGGGGGGCUCGUUCAAAAAGCCUGGUUCUAAGCCUAUCAGAAAUAUUCCCAAGCCAAAACCAGAUGAAACUAAGAUUUGUCGCACUACUGUAAAACCCCAGACGACUACUGAUGCUGCUAAAAGCAUGGCCGUCAGCGCUCCCAAGACACCAUCCUCCGUCCCAAGCUUUGCAAGGAACACAGUGGCCUCUUCUUCAAAGCGUGCGAAAGCAGAUCCGGCUAACCCUUCCAAACCUCCAGGCUUCGCAAGGUCCAUCUCUCAGAGGUUGCCUAAAAUGAGACCAGCAGCAACCUGUGAUGACCUGAGUCCAAACGAAAACAGUGGAAGUACCUUAAAGAGAGCAAGUAGUGUUAAAGUUGUUGGAAGAAGCUCUGACCAUAGUGAUUUUCUCAGCACUAAAGUGGAGCCUACACCAAAGGAAAAAGGUGUAAUAGAAAAGUCUUCUCUUAAAUUCAAAGACGCAAACCGGACCACACUAGGCAAAAUACUGAAGCCAUUACUAAAAUAAGCAUUUGGGGGAGGGUUGGUGUUGUUGGGUGGGGGGGUUUUUUAUCUUGGAAUGUGAACAUGUGUUUUAAGCACUGGAUGUCCUUGUAAAAUAUUUAAAACAGUAAUAUCACUGUUAACUGUAGUCUCAUAGUAAUUAACAUACAGUAAAUAUGCCAUUGGAAGAUAGUAAUUUCUUUUGUUCUGGUCUAAAUUCUCCUUUAAGUAUGAGUUUUUGAAUGUAUUUAAAGCUACCAUGGUGGAGUACAAAUGUAACAUACCUUGUGCAUUUGUGGUACAAGUAGUUGACCAAAAAACAAACAAACUUGAAGGAAUUUUGAACUACAAGAUGAAAUGCCUUUGUCACAAAAAGUAUGGAUUAUGGCCAGUUUUUGUAUACAUAACAAUCUUUUUAAGACUCAAGCAUUAUUGCUAGUUGGUUCCUCCAUUCAACGUUGAAGCUACUUCUGUGGAAUGGUACAAAAAUGAACUUUGUUAAACUGGCAUUUUUUGUCUCACGUUUUUCCCUGGAUUCAGGAAUCAUUUUUGCCUGUUGCAGAGUCCAUUGCUGGCAAUUGGACACUAGGAACCAUUCACCUGAAAUGGUAAAAUGGGACAUGCACUCUGUGUCCGUCUUAACCUCAUUGAAGAAUUUAUGGCAUGUCUUAUUAGUGUGUAUGUGUGUCUGAGGAAAACUCUGCAGGGCAGAAAGUUUUCUCUCCAUGAAUGUGGCAGAAUUGUCAUGCAUGUACAAGUAGAAUAUAGUAAGAAGUGACAGGUGUUGGAUCUAGUUGUGUAGCUGGAGGCCACGCCUAUAGGAAAUGCCACCAGUAGCUGUUAGGGAUGAUGCCUACUCCUGUUCUGACUCGUUUCAGUCAUGUGCAAACUUGCCAGCUUUUAGUAAUACAAAAAGUGCCAUAUAUUUAUGAUACAUAUCAAAAGUGGUGCAGCUCAGCUUUUGAAGGCUGCAACCUGGUGCAGUGCACUUUCUUACCAUUCCAUAUUUUCACUGGUUUGUCUACUGCCAAGUUACUUGAAUGCUGGUAUGGCUUUGAAAGAGCCGUCAGUUUCCCGUCCUCUUCCUUUCUUUGUCAACCUGAGUAUUUAGCAUGAAACAUAUAGCUUACGCAUGACAAUGCUUUUUGUGACUUAAACUUCUUUGGUGGCUUCAAAUGUGGUUUUUAAUGAUGUUUAAAGAACCUAAAGGAUGAUUUAAAAGCUCAUUCUGAACUAGUAUUUGAUAAGCUUUAAAAAAAAAAUCUGCAGAUACUGAUUUUAAUAUUGUGUCAGACUAAGAUACAGAGAAUGAGGGAAAACUUGUUUGCUGUGCCGUACACCUUCCCAAGCAAAGCGUGGGUAGAUGAGGAAACUGAUCACUGUCCUCUAAAGCAUUGUGUUUAAACAGUUGCCUUUUUAUUCACGUAUGAAUGAAGCCUCAUUUGAGAAAAAGGAAAACUUAGAAGAUGAAAAUCUCUUUAGACAAGUGGUGGUGUCUCAUGAGUGAUCUAUUUGCCUGUCUGGUGCAUCUUUUCCCCCUUCCAUUUCAUGACUGUAUAAUUCAGUCCAAAUGAACUGUUUGCCCAUAUUCUUCCAAGGGCUAUCAACCAACCAAUCAGGGAUAUCCAACUUUGUGACUAUAAUAAGACAAGUGCCCCUUAACUCUUCCUGAUUCCAAUGUGAACAGUGUACCAAGAUACCAUUAUUAUAUGGGGCCCCUUCUAUGAGUCUGCCUCAAAUGAGAAUUUAUAUAGCCCACUUGCAGGUGAGGCCCUCGGAGUGAAUUAUUGUUUUCAAUCUCAAGCUUUUGGACCUUCCUUGUGGGUUAAAUAUGAAAGUGUCUUUAGCCCUAUCUGUAUCUUUUUGUGCACACAUCUGCAGGAGCAGGUGAUAGACCUUUUUUAAAAACCUUUUUAUCAGUAGUAAGCUUGAAAAAAGUAACUUAAAUGUGUUUGGGAAAUGUAAAUAAAUUUCUGUAAAUCUGUGUAAAAGCAAACUGCUGAAUGUAUUUAACGGACCAUUUAUACAUUUCGGAGUAAUGUGGUAGUAUAAUAAAGUUCCCAUUUACAGGGUUUGUGGUUUACAUUUUCCCCUUUUUCCUGUUGUAAUGUUGGUGUUAGAGCUCUAGUUGUUAAACUAACAUGGUCUCAGUGUGGGUCACUAUUAUUCAGUCUCAAAAAGAAGGACAAUAAAACAGAAAUUCUGGAGUUUAAA
This is a messenger RNA of Gavialis gangeticus (Gharial), 5799 nucleotides long. It is a transcript of the gene FHDC1, whose product is annotated as FH2 domain containing 1. The record is from RefSeq and is a predicted model, not a curated record. The transcript is spliced from 12 exons. NCBI's taxonomy places the organism in Eukaryota, Metazoa, Chordata, Crocodylia, Gavialidae. Bases 188 to 3610 code for a protein of 1140 amino acids.